AUGACAGUUUCAAAUUUAUCGAAUACAUCAAAUAAUAAUGCUAAUAAAGUUGAAACCAUACAACUUAGUUCACUUCCUCCAGCAAAAUUAUUUCAACUUAGAGACCAAACCCAAGAAGAGAUGAAUGAGCUGUCUAUUAGAAUUCAACAACUGAAUAUUGUUUUAAAUAGAUUCAAUGGCUCCAAAGAAGCAUUAGAGCAAUUCAAACCUGAAAAUAAAGAUGCUACUAUUUUAGCACCAAUUAGCCAAUCAAUUUAUGUAGAUGCCACAAUUUGUGAUGUAGAAAAAGUAUUGGUUGAUAUCGGUACCGGUUAUCAUGUUGAAAUGAGAAUUGAAAAAGCCAAAACCCAUUUUGAUAAAAAAAUUGAAAUGAUCAAGAAAUCGAUAGAAAAGAUUUCUAAAUCACUCAAUGAUAAAAACAAAAUCUUUGAUGCCAUUAAUUCCAUUCUUAUGGAGCAUAUUAAGGCUCAGCAAAGUAAUGAAACCAAAAAGUAG
This is a messenger RNA of Cryptosporidium ubiquitum, 495 nucleotides long. RefSeq lists its product as uncharacterized. The transcript has a single exon. Gene Ontology annotation, cellular component: prefoldin complex; cytoplasm. The coding region runs from base 1 to 495 and encodes 164 amino acids. NCBI's taxonomy places the organism in Eukaryota, Apicomplexa, Conoidasida, Eucoccidiorida, Cryptosporidiidae. The record is from RefSeq and is a predicted model, not a curated record. Gene Ontology annotation, biological process: protein folding; regulation of DNA-templated transcription.